UGUGGCUGUGGGCUGUUGGGCUGUCAGCAGCAUCAGUCAGUCGAGCCCGUCCGGCCCUGCCGGAGCAGAGAGAAGUUCGUGUCCGUGUGUUUGUCGGCCACUCGCAGUCGGUGUUAUGUAUUCGGCCUCCCAUCGUGCAACUCGUUUAUAAACAAACCAAAGAUGGAGUACAACGUGUCGGACGCCGAAGUGCUAGAAGUGAUAGACCCUCUAGAUCAGAACAUCAUAGAGGCUGCUAGACCCUACAACUCCUCCCUCAUCAGACCCGACUGCACCGCAGACCUCAUCCCUUCAUUAGAUCAAUACUUCACAGCAUUCAACAUAUGGGGAGUGUUGCUGUUCUCUCUGGGUGGCUUGGCUGUGUGUAUCGUGCUGGUGGCGACCUACGACGUGCUCAAACAUGUGCUCAGUUUUAGUCCUCCACUCUCCAAAACCCACUCUGCUGUCAUCCUCAGUGUUUACCCUGUUGUAGCACUGGCGACUUACUGUGCAACAGUGGUGCCCCGAGCUCAGCUGCUGGCUGAGGCCAUAACUCAAGGCAUGUUCAUGGUUGCCAUGUACCAGCUGUUCUGCCUGAUGGUUGCGUACUGUGGCGGGGAAGCUGAACUCAUACGUAAGGUCAAGCCUAUGUCCCUCAGCCCUCGAGUGGGCCCUUGCUGCUGCUGGCCCUGUUGCUGUUGUCUACCUCUCUUGCACAUCGACAAGGACCGAGUGAGAUGGUUGCGGGUAUUGGUUUUACAACUACCUGUAGUACAAGGCCUUGUCUAUAUGGUUCUCCUGGUCAUGUGGGCAGAGGAACAGAGCCUCUACCAGGUGAACUACAUGUACUUGCAGCCCCUGGUGAUAAUAUCGAUCUUGUGUGGUGUCUGGGGUAUUAUAAUGACGAUGAAGAUGCUCACGGAGGUGCUCCAAGGUUAUCACGUCCAGGGCAAGUUCAUCGUGCUGCAGCUGGUGCUCAUUCUGGCCAAGUUGCAGGGCGUCUGGGCUCGACUGUUUGUUUGGUUCGGUUGGCUUCCCUGCAGACCUCCUAUAACACCCACUGUCUACGCUAACUUGGCUUACAACUCCCUGAUGCUAUGGGAGAUGGUUCUGCUCUGUCUGUGUGCCAGACAUCUCUACAAGCGUUCCCUGCCCGAGCAGCAGCCUCCCACCCAACACUCCAGCCUACCUCAGCAGAUCCACACCAUCAACCAGAAAAUUCUUCCGACACUCAACAACAAUUCUUCUAUCAAAUACUAGGAAGUUGACCAUUCAUUCCCGUUUAACAGAUAUUGAGUGUAGUUACAUUCCCUUACAAAAGUUUCCUUAAUUUCAAUGUAACAAUUAUUUUUGUUCUUUGUUAAAUUUGGUGCUGAUUCCAGUUUUACAAUAAAAAUGCAAAAAAUAAAAAGGUAAAUAUGCUUGUUGGAUAUUGAAGACUGGAAUCUAUCAAUAGAAAACUUAUUUAAACACUUUUUCAAAGUACAGUAUCUAAUUUUAUUCACAAACUUUUCUGCUGCUUCGAAAGUAGAAAUGUAAAUAUCACCCAGGGCAGAUUAAUGUGAUAAAAAAUCAACUUAUAUUAAAAAUCUACUAAAAAUAAUGUAUAUGUAUGGAAUUUCAAACUAUGCAUUCUCAAAGCAGAGAAUUCGAAAUGGCUCAAGAAACCAUGACCAAACUAAAGCACAGAAUAAGCUAGAGGAAUAAAAACCUAUUAAAUUCAACUAAAUUGUUUAUCAUUGUAGCUAUUACAUACAGAAUUGAGAAUUAUCUUAAGUGAAUCCAUACACGACUGCAAGUAAAUAACAAGUCAACCCAAGCCAAAAAUUUAAAAGUUUGCGCAGUAGCAUAAUUUAAAACAUUCAAGUAGUAUUAAACCCCCAAACCUAACACUGGCCUAUUUUCUGGUCACUAUUGUUGUGGUGUGUAGUCAUAAUAGUAGCCUCCACUAAUCUAGUAUCCUAAAGAGAUUUUAAAUUUCUUUACUGACCAAUGCAUGACUGGCUCAGGCUGAACAUCAUAAUAUAACAUGAAUGUCUCAUCAUCAGUGACAGUUUAAUAAAAUAUCUUACGACUAUCAGCAUUAACUUAUUGCAGUGUAUGUCAGCUUGAUUCUCAUUUGCUCUGUAUAUUAUAUUGCUAAAUUGCAAUAUAAUAUACAGAGAGUAGAGCAUCUGACAAAAAAUAAUUUUCCUCACUCCUGAAAAACUGCUAAAGCUGCUGCAGAGAACAUAGGAUCUGAUAUCUAUGGAUGUUGCAAAAGAUUUGAAGGUGAAGUCAAUGUCCUGAUGAAUCAUUGUACAGACACUAUCCAUGGUUUUACAAAUAAUACUACAUGUGACCUACCUGAACAUUCCUCGUCUAAAGCCAACUACAAUCUCUUAAAAAUUCUGAAUACAGCUGAAUUAUGUUAUAAAGGAUGCUGCUCAUAUGCCAAGGUCAAAACAAUCCAUGCAUUUAUAGGGAUGAAUUAACUUCUAAACCUUUCAAAUCCUAAACCAAAAAUACAAAGUACAUUAUCCUGUACAAAUUUUAUGGACAGCAAAGGAACAUUUCUGAACCCAUUAGUUACCUAUUUAUAUUAUAAUUAAAUAUCUUUUAGUUCUCUGUGUGACAGUUUUAAGUAAUCUGUAUGUUGUAUUAUCCAGAAUAUGGUAAUAAAAGAACUUUUGUCCUUUAAUCCUCACAGUAUUAACAAUAUUUAGUUGUAUUACAUAGGUUUAUAUCGUUGGUCCACCUGGUUUAGCAAAGCUCUAGUUUACUCUGUGUUUGGUGAACUCACUCACUACAGAACAUGACAAGACUUUUUUAACGUAAGGGCUUAGAUUAGAUAGUUUUAAUACAUUUUCAUCUCACAUCAAUAAGUCAUUUGUAAUAUACUUAGUUUUAUUAAGUUUUCACUUCAUAACGUAUUUUAUACACUGAUUAGAUUGUUAUUUUUACUUAUUUGCUGCAAUGUAUUAGCUAUUUUUCUCAAUCUGUGAUCUAGGCUUGCAUGCAAUAUUAUUUGUAUAGUUAAGAUUAUUACGUUUUACUAUAAAACAACUAUUGAAAAAAUAAAUGAAUUGUUAUAAACUU
Molecule: messenger RNA, 3057 nt
Organism: Homalodisca vitripennis (glassy-winged sharpshooter)
Lineage: Eukaryota; Metazoa; Arthropoda; Insecta; Hemiptera; Cicadellidae
Product: organic solute transporter alpha-like protein
Exons: 7
Coding region: 163-1239 (358 amino acids)
Biological process (GO): transport
Molecular function (GO): transporter activity
Source: RefSeq, a predicted model, not a curated record